CCGAGGCGACCUGAACUGACCCGACUCCAGUCGCCGUCCUCCUCCUCCUACACCUCGCGCUCGCCGCGGCCCCGAGACCACCCACGAGACGACGGCGGCGAGGCGACCGGCGGCAGCAUUCCGCACCAACGGCCCUCGUCGGCGGCUCGGCGCAGUCUGCCCCGGAAACCCUUUCCUGCUCCUCCUCCUCGUCUCCGGCCGCCUCGGCCGGUCGCCUUCGCCGUGACUCGCAGACUGAAUCCUCUUCUUAUUCGCCGCCGCCGCCGCCGCCAAAAUCUGCCACGCCCUCCUUGGACGAAGCGCGCAGUGCCUUCCCGCUCCUCGACGACCGGCCGCGCAGCCAGCCCUGUCGCCGCCCGCCUACGCUGGUGCAGCAUUCUCUCCGGCAUACUAAAUUCUCUUCUGUGGCUUGGAUCUUCCGCCCUCCAGCUCCAGGAAGUUGGGUAUAAACAAGCAAUCAAGUCGGACACCCUCGUGAUCAUCUACAGCAGAAAUGGUGGUUAAAAUUGAAGAUUAUGACAAGGAUGGCUCUGUUAGCGCUGGCGCCAAGGUUCUUAAUAAUGCUUGCGUGGACCGACAGCCACAUCUCACACAUACUAGUGUUGAGGCGGAGGAGGAGGGACAGGCAAGCUUGUCUUCUAGUAAUUUAAAGUCACAAUUCAUCGCUAUGGGAUUUUCACCAAACAUCGUUGACAAGAUGCUUCAGAAAAAUGGUGAACAUGAUCCAAACACUAUAUUGGAGGCUCUUCUGUCACAUUCUGAAAUGGUGAAACCGUUGUAUGGAGAAAUGGAUAGAAUUGUUUCUUUGCUAGAGAUGGGUUUUACUAAGGAGGAAGUGUCAUUUUCUAUUGACUGUUUUGGCCAGGAAGCAACAGUUGAGGAGCUGGCUGACUCAAUUUUUGCAAGACGUAUUGCCAAUACCAUUGAGCAGAGACAGGUCAAAGUUGAGUCUGAAUUGGUAGGCAAAACCGAAACUGAGUAUUCAGAUUCCAGUGGGAGAUUGAGGUUUUAUGACGAUGAUGACGACAACAGAAGGUUUAAAAGGGUGAAGCAUCUGUUCAGAGAUGAUGGAGGGGCUUCAAGUAGUCGUGCUGCCAACACUCCAUGGCUAAGCGGUGGUGUCAGGUCAUUGAGUAAUGGGUUUGUGAAGGAAAGAGAUAAUGAGAUGGGAUCAGGCUCUGGUGCAAAUGUUCAUGUCGAUAUUGGCAAGCCCCCCUAUUUCCUCUAUGGAAACGUUGUCGACAUCAGCAAAGAUGCAUGGCAUGAAUUGUCAGAUUUCUUGUUCAGUGUGCAGCCCGAGUUUGUAAAUACCCAGACAUUCUCAGCUUUGAGUCGGAAGGAAGGCUAUAUUCAUAACCUCCCAACAGAUGGAAGACAUGUUGUGGGCUCAAAUUCACCGAUGACAAUUAAAGGCGCGGUACCAUUCACAAUUGAAGACUCUAUGCAGCCACACCAACUGGAACUUGCACUGGGUUAUCCAUCUGGCCAUACAGAUAUGCUUGGUCUAAGCACACAAGAGAGGAUUGCUGCCAUGAGAUUUGGCUUUCAAACUGAUACCAUCUCUUUUCUCUUGUCGGCCCUAAAAGAAAUGUAUCCAGAUGGGCUGAGGGUAUUGUCUAUCUAUAGUGGAGUUGGAGGUGCAGAGGUUGCUCUGCACCGUCUUGGUAUUCCACUGAAGUGUGUAGUAUCGGUCGAAGAAUCUGAGGUUAACAGGCAGAUCCUGAAACGGUGGUGGGGAAAGACGAAACAGGCUGGGCAGCUGAGACAAGUGUCUAGCAUCCAUAAGGUGAACACAAGUGUACUCCAGGAUCUAAUGGAUGAGUUCCAUGGCUUUGACUUAGUGGUUGGUGGAACCUACAGCAAUUGCGAAGGUGGCGAGUUGCCAGCAAACUAUACCCUGUGUCAGUUCUAUAACUAUGCUCGUGUUGUUAGCAUCCUGAGAAAUCUGUACGGGCUGAGGUAGUUGUUCCCUGACAUCAUUCUGGAUUGAUGAUGGACUGGCAACUUGGCAAGAGCUGGUGAAUUUAAAAUAUUCUGGGGUUCUGGAGUAAUUGCUAAGUUAAGCUGCUUCGAACAAUUGUAUGUGUAAAUCUGUUUUGACUUGCUAUAAAGCAGUUUCUUCAUUGCCAAGAUAAGAACAUCAGAUCAGUUUCCGGUCAAGUUUGUACCGUCUCUUUAUCAAUGAAUGAUGGAUUAACUAUCUUUCUGUUC
Lolium perenne is the source of this 2211-nucleotide messenger RNA. RefSeq names its product probable inactive DNA (cytosine-5)-methyltransferase DRM3. NCBI's taxonomy places the organism in Eukaryota, Viridiplantae, Streptophyta, Magnoliopsida, Poales, Poaceae. Gene Ontology annotation, cellular component: nucleus. The record is from RefSeq and is a predicted model, not a curated record.